CCUGCAUAGAGGAAUCAAUCCUUGCAUCAUGAAGACCGUAUUAUUGCUAUUGUGUGCGCUCGCUAGUGUUUUCACGAUGGAAAUCCCGCAUCGGCCGCAGCAAAUCAGAAAAACCAUCGAAAAUAAGAACAACGAUAUCACAGACAGAUUCAGAAACGAAGAAACGUUAACGAUACAAACAGUGGAAGCACAUAACGGAAAUAAACAGGCGGUUGGUGAAAAGAAAUUAACGAAACGUGACAUCAUCAGCCAAUAUUGCCCAACAGGCAAAAUUGAAAUCAAUGGCAUGUGUGUGACUCCUGAUGAAAACAUUUAUAUUGAUGAUGAUGAUGAAUUUGAUUCCUCAACAAACUCAAAACUCAAUGUGGGAGAAUCAUUUAACAGACUUAAAAAGGCCAUCGGUGAAAAAGAACUUACAAGAACGAAACGUGAACUGUGUAACUUUUGCCAUUUUAAAGGUUGCCCAUAUGGUUAUAUCAGGAUAAAUUUUAAAUGUUUUCCAGAAGAAGAUGUCAACUCAGAAUUCAUUGAGAAUGAAAUCAAAAACAAUCGUAUACCCGGUUGCCCAGAAGGUAAAUUUAAUUACCAAGACAUAUGUAUUGAAGACGAGUACAUGUAUCAAUUUUGAAAAUUAAUUUUGUUAAUUAAGGUCACAGCAUACUUAUCAACGCGGAAAAGGGUCAACACCGUAUCGCCUUUCGCGCGCUGUCGACCGCGAGGCGAGGCGUUUACGUUACGGUGCCUUUCCGAGUUGAUUAGACAAUUAGUUA
Molecule: messenger RNA, 770 nt
Organism: Ostrinia furnacalis (Asian corn borer)
Lineage: Eukaryota; Metazoa; Arthropoda; Insecta; Lepidoptera; Crambidae
Exons: 2
Coding region: 29-628 (199 amino acids)
Source: RefSeq, a predicted model, not a curated record